UCCUAAAGCAGAAACUCUGGGGGCUGCUUUCGGGUCUGGGAGAAGUUGGUUUGGGUUGUUGCGCGCGCGCUCACUUGCAAACAGCUCGCGAAGGCACGUCUGUUGCCGCAAGUGCUGGCUAUUGACAGAAGUGUCCGUGUGUGAAUGUGAAAGGCAGAGCUGGUGGCUGGGGACCAGGUGUAUGAGCCCGGGACGUGCGCCCCGCGGGCAGUGUGAGCGCGCUCACCAGCGGCCUGUAGCUGAGAGGGGCGCGUGUGUGAAAGUCUGAAGUCUGCCCUUAAGGCUUGCAGCACGGGCUCUCCUUUGCGGGACCGCGCAGGACGAGCGCCCACUCGACAAUGAAGCGCUUCAGAGAAGUGGGGCAGGGGUAUGGAGCGAGACGGGCAGAAACCUGGGCACAGGCUGUCCCAGCCCAGCAGCUUAGCAAACAGAAGCCAGAAGCACAGGACAGCUGUGUAAACCAACUCCGGCGGCGCCGCAGUGCAGGGUCCUGGGUUAGAGGGGGGCAUGCUGAACCCACAGUCGAGGUUUCUGGAGUUGGAGGGAAAUGCCUAGCACUACUUGUAGCCAGUGGCAGCUUAGCCCCUUCCCCAGUCCUCCUGACCACUCCUACCGGUCCCAGAGAAGUGAGGCCGAAGGAGGCUUGGCUGGCUGCCAGACUAGAAGCAAAACGACUUUGAGGGGUGCAGGGUGCCGGGGCACAGGUGGCCUGGGGAGUGAGGAAAGUGCGGAGGUUAUCUCAGGGGCACCCAAGGUGGUCCAAAGAGAUCAAUGUUUCAGGGCCCCUCUUCCCUCCCUCCCCCAGCCCCUCCCUGCUCCAUCCAACUCCUUCACAGUGGGCCAUUUCAGCUGAGAUCCCUUUUUAGAACCCAGGACUCCUCGGGGUCCAGGUGGCCAGAUGGGGUCCUUACUGGCAUAGCAAGAGGGGCUUCAAGACUAGAGUUCAGGCACCAAGACAGUGAGAGAAGCUCUGGUCCCUCACUGUGGCUGACUCCAAACUCUCCUCCAUUGGCCCUCAUUUUCUGGACGUCGUCGAAAGCUCUCCACCCCUCCCUGCCCUCCCGCUCUCCAAGCAAUGACCUCAUUGCAAAAGACAGCCAGAGCGGAUGGUUCCCCUCCCUAGAGAACCAGUGCAGGGAGAGCGAGCAAUGACGCCACUGGAGCUGGGUCGGUCCUGGCCACUUUGGAUUGGCCGCGCGGACUCGUGGGGACCCCCCUCCCACUGUCGCUGGAAUAAGAGCCGAGAGCUCCGCGGGGAAGACGCCCGCAGCAGGCGUUGUGUCCAACGGAGUGGACCGGCCGCUCGCGCUCUCCAGAAACUCGUCUCCAGAACUCCACCACACCCUGAGACACUUGUUUCUGCUCUACAAAGCCAUUCAUUGCACUGUAUCUUUUGAGAUUCACAGCAGCCCAUCUGGCAAAUGAAUGGAGAGAGGCAUCAUGGGCUUCGGGAAGUCCUCCCCCUUUCUGGCUUUCAGCAUCUUGGUCCUGUGCCAGGCAGGCAGCCUCCAGGCGGCACCAUUCAGGUCUGCUUUGGAGAGCCUCCCAGACCCCACCACACUCAGUGAGAAGGAAGGGCGCCUCCUGCUGGCUGCCCUGGUGAAGGCCUAUGUGCAGGGGAAGACAAAUGAACUGGAGCAGGAGCAGGAGCAGGAGGAGACAGAGGGCUCCAGCGUCACUGCCCAGAAGAGAUCCUGCAACACUGCCACCUGUGUGACCCAUCGGCUGGCAGGCUUGCUGAGCAGAUCUGGAGGUGUUGUGAAGAACAACUUUGUGCCCACCAACGUGGGCUCCGAAGCCUUUGGCCGUCGCCGCAGGGACCUUCAUGCCUGAGCAGCUCAGUGACUCCAGGAAGAAGGUCACCGUGAAGCUGAACUCACCACUUCUGUUAAUUUCUGUUGACAACACUUGGUGGGAAGGCCCCAUGGAAGAUAUACAUGUUUGCAUCCCAAUAGAUACUGAAAAAAGCACCUUUGUCACUUACAAGGAAUGAAAGUGAAUGCAAAAUAAGCUAAUUCCAUAUGUAUCGUGUAUCCUUUUUAUAUUUGACUCUGUGUGUGUCAGUGUGGUGGUGGCAUCUAUCGUUGGCUUAUCUGGUAGCAAACUGGUUCUUUGAGAGCUAUCCUGUUGAUCACAGCAGCUCUGCAAACCUUAGGGGGACAAUAAGUCAUUGCCUUUGUGGCCUCUGGGGACAUGUGGUAAUGGUGAUGCUUUGCCUUGUUGUCUAAGAACAUGACUGUAGACUUUAUUUAAGGAAAUCUCAAUGUUGUAUCAUUUGUGAACUUCAUCAAGAUUAAAAACAUAUUUUGGAUA
Molecule: messenger RNA, 2313 nt
Organism: Acinonyx jubatus (cheetah)
Lineage: Eukaryota; Metazoa; Chordata; Mammalia; Carnivora; Felidae
Gene: CALCB
Product: calcitonin related polypeptide beta
Exons: 6
Coding region: 1426-1833 (135 amino acids)
Cellular component (GO): extracellular region
Molecular function (GO): hormone activity; calcitonin receptor binding
Source: RefSeq, a predicted model, not a curated record